AUCUCAGAUACAAUCGAAGAGUCACGCUCUGAGUCUGACGUGUCAGCUCUCUGCCAAACGAAAACAAACAGUUGACAUGUGAAAUAUGUGUGUUUGUUUCACAGUGUACAGUAUGUAUCCCCACCAGCCUGAACACUAAUGCUUUAUUAAGAGCGUCUCCUUGUUGUUCAGGAUGAAUUUUGGUUCUAAAAGCAAGAAGCGGAUGGUUCUGCCGUCCCGACCCGAUCCGCCGACAGUGGAGCAGAUCACGGAGGACGUGAACCGAGCCUGUCCCACCGAUCCGGUGUUCACCGUUUUACCCGAUUCUGCGGAAGAUCUGAAGGCCAGUUCCAACAACAGUGAAGUGGAGGUGAGAUACCUGCAGAGCAGACGUUACAUAGAGCUGCAUGAGCGACUGCAGGAAGAACGUGGCAAUCUGGCACGGCGGAGAGAUGAGCUGCGUGCGGCCGGGGAGUCUUUGGAGCACAGCGUGAUGGAAGUGAAGAGGAGCGCGCUGUGACAACUCGCACAUAUCUUUUGAACUUGAGAUUUGCUCAUUCAGUAGCUGAUGUCACUUGAUUUCCAUGGAAGAGCCUUUCCUCUUGCUGAGCUGCUGUUAGCAUUUAGGCUCAGACAUUUUAAUGCUGAAGUUCAUCAGAUCUUAAUGUUAGUGAUAUUCCUGGCUGAUUCGUUUGUGAUAAAUCUACUUGGUCAAUGUCAAUGUGUCAGUGUGUGUUCAGUACUGUAUAAGUUGUGCAGUCUCAAUGUAUUUUUCAUUAUUUAAUGUAAUUUACAUCUAAUUUUCACAAUCCAGGCUUCUUGAGUUUAUUGAUGACAGGAAUAUUCCAGCAUAUUCCUCACAGCGUCAUUUUCAUUUGUAUUAAAUGGAGUUAAAUAGCCUGAUUAAGGUUUAUUGUCCAAGCAAAAAUCCUCAAUUUUAAAAUGUAAAGUGAUUUCUGUGGUAUUAGGGCAUUUGUUCUCAAGCUGUGGUCUAUGAUUGGCCGGUAAAAAACUCCAAACUUAUUAAUAAACUCAGUGAAUUAA
Cyprinus carpio (common carp) is the source of this 1023-nucleotide messenger RNA. RefSeq names its product UPF0449 protein C19orf25 homolog. NCBI's taxonomy places the organism in Eukaryota, Metazoa, Chordata, Actinopteri, Cypriniformes, Cyprinidae. The record is from RefSeq and is a predicted model, not a curated record.